CGUUGGACUGCGCACUUCGGCACGGCGGUGUGGAAGCCCAGGAAAAGUAACUUUACAGUUUCUUUCGCGAAAAAAGCGGAAUCAUGGCAUUGACUCAAGUUUCCUCCAACAAAUGCUGCGGCGGCUACCAGAAGGUAUUCGAACAUGAGAGCUCUGAACUAAAAUGUAAAAUGAAGUUUGGCAUUUACCUCCCACCAAAAGCGGAGAGCGCCAAGUGUCCCGUCAUGUACUGGCUGUCCGGGCUGACAUGUACAGAGCAAAAUUUCAUCACCAAAGCCGGUAGUCAGCAGGCCGCCUCUGACCACGGAAUCAUCAUCGUUGCCCCGGAUACCAGCCCACGUGGCUGUAACAUUGAAGGGGAAGAUGAAAGCUGGGACUUCGGAACGGGUGCUGGUUUCUACGUGAACUCAACGCAGGACCCCUGGAAGACCAAUUACCGCAUGUACUCCUACGUCACAGAGGAGCUCCCUCGCCUGAUAAACUCAAACUUUCCAGCUGAUCCUGAGAAGAUGUCUGUCUCUGGUCACUCCAUGGGCGGCCACGGAGCUCUCAUCUGUGCCCUGAAGAACCCUGGAAAAUAUAAGGCAGUGUCAGCUUUUGCUCCAAUCUGCAACCCAAUGCAGUGUGCUUGGGGACAGAAGGCUUUCUCUGGGUACCUGGGACCAGACAAAUCCACCUGGGAGGCGUACGAUGCAACGGUAUUGGCUGGCUCUUACUCCGGCCCAGAGCUGGACAUUCUAAUCGAUCAAGGUCGUGACGACCAGUUCCUGUCGGCCAGUCAGCUUCUCCCUGAUAACUUUAUUGCUGCCUGCUCAGAGAAGAAGAUCCCUGUGGUGUUCCGCCUGCAGCAGGGUUAUGACCAUAGCUACUUCUUCAUCUUCUCCUUCAUCAACGACCACAUCAAGCACCAUGCCAAGUACCUGAACGCUUAACACGACUCUGCCACAGAACACAUGGUCACUGAAUGCCUGGAACAGUUCUAGAACCUGUGCCUUCCAGACUGUGACAUGACCAUUGUUUUACAGUGUUCCUGUCAGCCCAUAGAAUUCUAGAGAUUCUGGGUUCUCUGAUUGGCUGAUUUGGGCUAGUCAGUGACUGUACCUGAUUUGCGAAGAUGGGAUGAGGUCUGUUUCAGGCUUGGUCUAAGCCUGACAGUCAGUGAAUCAUGUUGUCUCUUUUUUUCCCCUCAAAUAAAGGCAAUUAGUUGUGAUUUUCCUACA
Messenger RNA from Chanos chanos (milkfish), 1220 nucleotides. It is a transcript of the gene esd, whose product is annotated as esterase D/formylglutathione hydrolase. Gene Ontology annotation, cellular component: cytosol. The transcript has 9 exons. Bases 84 to 932 code for a protein of 282 amino acids. NCBI's taxonomy places the organism in Eukaryota, Metazoa, Chordata, Actinopteri, Gonorynchiformes, Chanidae. Gene Ontology annotation, biological process: formaldehyde catabolic process. The record is from RefSeq and is a predicted model, not a curated record. Gene Ontology annotation, molecular function: S-formylglutathione hydrolase activity.